Staurois parvus is the source of this 381-nucleotide messenger RNA. The record is from the annotation of a GenBank genome assembly. NCBI's taxonomy places the organism in Eukaryota, Metazoa, Chordata, Amphibia, Anura, Ranidae.
AUGUACUCCCAUUCUAAGCGUGCAUGCGCAGCUCCGGGAGCGCGCAGCGAUCAGUGGUGCGCUGUGUCCCACGGACACAGUUGAUCACCGGCCAAUGGAAAGAGCUGAAGAUGUAGGCUCAGUCAUGUGAUCAGCUGUGUCCCAAUCACAGCUGAUCGCACUGAUCAUCAGGGCACUGAUGAUCAGUGUGCCCUGAUGAUCAGUGUAGCCCCAGCAGUGCCACCUGUCAGUGCUCAUCCCUGCCACCUGCCAGUGCCCAUCAGUGCCUCAUCAAUGCCACAUAUCAGUGCCUACCUGUGCACAUCAAUGCCACAUAUCAGUGCCCAUCUGAGCUGCCUUUCAGUGUCACCUAUCAGUGCCAGUCAGUGCCACCUAUCAAUG